Dendronephthya gigantea is the source of this 4202-nucleotide messenger RNA. Its product is annotated as multidrug resistance-associated protein 4-like. Gene Ontology annotation, molecular function: ATP hydrolysis activity; ABC-type transporter activity; ATP binding. NCBI's taxonomy places the organism in Eukaryota, Metazoa, Cnidaria, Anthozoa, Malacalcyonacea, Nephtheidae. The transcript has 8 exons. Gene Ontology annotation, cellular component: membrane. The record is from RefSeq and is a predicted model, not a curated record. Bases 140 to 3955 code for a protein of 1271 amino acids. Gene Ontology annotation, biological process: transmembrane transport.
CCAACACGAAUGUCAGGACUCAGGAAAGAACAACAUUCAUCCAGUGCAAACUCGUUGGGAUUAAUUUUCCGCCGUAAUAUUCAAAGCAAUUAGAUUUAUAUUGUUUACCUUGAAGCACUUGAAGGUGGAAAAGCGAACAAUGAGCUUUAAAUCUCACCCUCAAGACAAAGCGAACUUCAUCUCUAAGUUAACGCUUUGGUGGAUUUUUGAUCUGUUGUGGGUAGGAAACAAAAUUCCCCUGAAUCAUGACAAUCUUGAUCCCUUAAAGGAGAAUUACCGCGCUCAGUAUCAAGUCAAGCGCUUGGGAAAGGUUUGGGCAAAUGAGAUGAGUUCAGCAAAACGAGAGAAUAGGAAACCAAAACUUUGGAAAGCGAUGCUGAAAUUCUAUACAUGGAACGAAUAUGGAAUUUUAUGCUUUCUUGGUCUUUGCUGCAUUGGAGGAGAUAUUUUUUAUCGGUACUUUGUUUUAAAACUUAUAUUUAUGUUGAGAAGUAGUACUUUCGCGCAUGACAUGCCAUCCGGUAAAAGCUCUCUUGCUUACUUAUGGGGGAUGAUUGUUGGUGCUUUAGUUGAGAUAUAUGGCACACGACACUUCAAUUUGGUCACACCAGUCCUAGGAAUAAAAGCCAGAGGGGCUGUCGUAGGUUUGAUCUAUCAAAAGGUGUUGAAAUGUAGUAAGACAAUGAUAUCUGUAGGGGAAGUGAUGGAAUUGAUAUGUAACGACACCCAACGUUUGGUCAUGAUGGCAGAUAGAUCUUUACCAUACAUGAUUCGAAAGUUGAUUAUAGCUUUUAUAUACACCUGUUGGCUGUCAAUGUAUCUUGGUUGGAAAGUCAUUCCGGGCCUUUUUGUAUUUGUCCUCCUCACAGCAUUGCGUGUUUUAGUUACGGAUAUCGACGUGAGAUUACGGCAAAAUGCUUCAGACGUUGCAGAAAGACGUCUUGGAUACCUACAGGAAUUUCUUACCAGCGUUAUUUCCACGAGGCUCAAUUGUUUUGAAUACAUCCAUGAGAGUAAGAUUAAACUAACGAGAUGGGAAGAAAUCAAAUCCAAAGCAAAGCGCUGGUUCAUUUUGUCCAUCAGUUUUACCUUUAACAUGUGUGGACAACAAGUUGCAACAUUCUUCACAAUCAUAAUUCUCCUAUUCACCGACAGCUCAAUGAUUACAUUUAACACAGUAUUCACAAUGAUGAUGUUGUUUUUAGGCCUGAGUAACACUCUUCUUAAGGCCACGCCACUCGGAAUUCAUUUCACUACGGAUAUAAUGACUGCUCUUUCUCGGAUACAAGGUUUCUUUGAACGCUGUGAGAUGACGCAUGCCGCAAUAACUACGAAUCGAUUUAAUCAGAUUAACGUUUCGAAAAGGACCGAAGAUUUAGCUGAAAGGACGAUUGACACAACAAACAUUACAAACGCUACGCCUUACAUUUCGUUAAACAAUUUGUCAAGUAAUCUCCCUGGAGCCGAAAAGGCAAAUUGUAAUGGUACCGUGUCACUGUUAAGCAAUAUUUCUCUUGAAGUAUCAUCAGAAGGAUUGAUUAUUAUAACUGGUCCUGUAGGCAGUGGGAAAUCUUCGCUGUUAGCUAGCAUUCUUGAUGAAGAACUUCCUAUAACCAGCGGUUUUUUAAAACGUUCCGGAAGUAUUGCCUAUGUUUCCGAUAAACCUUGGGUAUCUUCAGGUACCAUUCGUGAGAACAUUUUGUUCGGUUCAAAAUAUAACGAAGGGUGGUACUACGAGACUGUUAGAGCUUGCCAGUUAGAAGAUGAUUUUAUGAGACUGCCGGCACACGAUUUGUCUGUUGUCGGAGAAAGCGGUGCGACUCUAAGCGGAGGACAACGCACACGUAUUGCAUUGGCACGUGCUGUUUACGCGCAGGCGGAUAUAUACCUACUGGACGAUCCAUUGAGUUCUUUAGAUGCCAAAGUCGCUGAAAAAAUUUUAAAAAGUGUUCUUAACGGAAUCCUAUCCGAGAAAAUUGUACUCUUAGUUACGCAGAAAUACUUAAGUGAAGCAGACUACAUCGUAAAAAUGGAUAAAGGUACGAUUAUCGCCCAAGGAACAGUGCAUGAAAUCACAAAGACGCCAGGGAUUGAUAUUGCUGGUGUAAAAGAUCACUGGCAUGAAGAAAUUGAGGACGAAGAUCGGCCUUUGGAAAAAGAUGAUGAUCUAGCACACAGUGAAAUAUUACGGGAGGCUGGAGAAGAUCACAAAGUUGGUAGUGUUUCCUUCGGAGUUUAUGCGAAGUAUUUCCUGUACGGAGCCUCAGGCGUCACGCUUCUACUGAUGUUAUUCGUGGCUGGAGCAGGACAAGGUUUAACGACGUGGAUAGAUAUUCAAGUUUCAUCAUUGCCGAUUAUAAUGGAACAGAAAGAAAAGUUACACAGAAUGUUGACUAUGUAUCCCAUAUAUGUAACAGCUGCCCUUCUAAUCACUAUGCUUGAAGUAUCUUUUACUUUCCUUCUACCGAUCCGUGCAAACUACAACAUCCAUAACAAGAUGACAACUUGCCUUCUACGAGCACCAACUGAUUUUUUUGCCGUGAAUCCAGUAGGACGUAUCCUCAACAGAUUUUCACAGGACAUCAAUAACUUGGACGAUCUUCUACCGUAUAAUUUUUCGUACCUAUUUCAAUGCACGAUCCUGACACUGACUGCUGUAUGCUUGUGCAUUGCGGCCAACGUUUUUUUAACGCUGGCUUUUUUACCGAUAUUCUUGAUAUGUUUUAAAGCGUCAAGAUUUUUCUUCAAACCAGCAAUGGACAUAAAACGUCUAAUGUCGGAAGCAGGAGGUCCGCUGUAUUCCCAUUUUUCGAACACUCUGGAGGGACUGAGGAUUAUUCGUGUUCACAAAAGACAACAAGAAUUCACAAAGGUUUUAUUGAGUCACGUUGACAACCACCACAAAGCUAUGUUUGCUUAUUACGCUUCAGCGCGUUGGUUCGUACUGAUGAUCGAUACUAUUCUCCAUCUUUUCAUGAUUAUUAUCGUAACUUCUGAGUUAUAUUCUGUGAAGGAUUCUACAACUGCAGCUGUUGCAUCGGUGGCUAUUCUGUAUUCAUUUCACAGUAUUAUAUACGUUGGAGAAGCUCUUCGUAGUGCUGUCGAAGUCCAAGCACAGAUGACCUCUGCUGAGAGAAUUCUUGCGUAUACAGAAAUCAAACCAGAACGGGGAAGCGAAAUCAGCGACGAACCACCUGAAGAUUGGCCACAAUUCGGAGGAAUAGAGUUCAAGAAUGUUUCUCUAAGAUAUUAUGAAAAAGGACCCAAAGCUUUAAAAGAUUUAUCAUUCGAAAUUAAAGGUUCCGAAAAGAUUGGCAUUGUUGGCAGAACUGGUGCCGGUAAAUCUUCUUUGGUCGCAGCUCUGAUGAGAAUCGCAGAAACGGAAGGAAGUAUUAUUGUAGAUAAUUUGGAUAUCGCACAUUUUAAUCCCCGAUCAACCCGACAACGUAUUUCUGUUAUUUCACAGUCUCCAGUCCUUUUUAACGGUUCUUUAAGAGAAAACCUUGAUCCAACAGGGAACCACGAUGACUCCGAAAUAUGGAAUGUUUUGGAUCAGAUGCAAUUGGGUCCUCUUGUAAGUGGUUUACCAAAUAAGUUGGAAAAUGUAUGCGCUGGUGGUGGUUCAAAUUUUAGUAUUGGCCAACGACAGCUUAUCCAUCUCGCAAGAGUUUUGUUAAAGCGCAACAAGAUUAUUAUUUUUGAUGAAGCUGCUGGCAAAGUGGGCAAAAAGACCGCGGAACAAAUCCAGAACGUCAUUUAUAGCUUGUUCAAGGAUUGCACAAUGAUAAUUAUCUCUCAUCGUAUCGACACGACUAAGAGGUGCGACAAGAUUAUGGUGUUCGACCAAGGAUCCAUUGUUGAAUUCGAUAAGCAAGACGUUCUGCUUGACAGGAAGAAUGGAUUCUUCGCGGAACUAGUAAGAAUAGGUGGUGCUCGAGAAAAAAAAGACAAUUAACUGUUUCAAGAUAUUUGUCUUGUUGUCUUGUUGACGCCUGCCUUUUUGUAAAUCAAAUGAUGAUGAUAAACUUUAUUUAACCACACUAACAUUGUCAGCUAUAGCUGGUUUCCACAAUGGGCGUGUAAAACUACAAUAAGAUGAUUACAAAUAGAACAAUAGGGAACAAGAGCAUGCAAAUAUUAUAAAUUAUUAUAUACACAAGCGCCAGAUAUGAGGUAUAUGCUGCAAUUUCAUUGGUUGGCUA